AUGACCGACUUCAGCUGGCUUCGGCUCGGGCAGCGUUCUCGUACUCCUAGCAUCCCCCGAACGCCGACGUCCCCUGAACGCGCGCCCAGACGGGCCGCCAGCAACUUGAGUCUAGCCAGCCAGUCUUCGCACGAGCCAUUGACCGGUAGCAGUGGUGCUAGUUUAUUUAUCCGCGAACAGGAUAAGAUAUGGUAUAAUCCCUCGCUAGACCAGAUGGUCGAGGCGCUCCAGGUCGUUCUUAUGACCCAGGGCGCACUACGACCCAUCCCUAUCGAGUACAACUCGUACAUCCUGCACCUAAUCGAAGGAUUCGCCAACGCCCAGGAGAGAAUUCAGACCAUUGAUGCUGCUUAUACCGAAGCUAGGCACUCGCUUGAGUAUCACCUGGAGCACUUCAAGUCUGUAGCCGACGAAUGGCUGGAACGCGAGAGUCAGUAUAAAGCCGAGAUCAAACGGCUCGAAGUACUAUUGUCGAGAACAUCCAGCGAUGGUCUAGAAGCAGUAACGCUAGCAAGGACGAACAGUGUUGUUGAUAGGAAUGGUCCUCAGGCUAAGCAGUUCGCCUCCAAAUUGAAGCGCCUCAGCACGCAAACCAUGCAAGAUGCGUCUCUUGGCGUACCUAGAGACGUGAACAGAUACGGAACCAAGCCAGUACCCAAAGUACUCGACAGUAACAGCGACUUCCUCAUGAGCGAAAGGAUACGGCGACAUGAUACUGUCAUAAAUGCUGGUAUGACUCACCCUAAAGGUAGGCGUCGACGCUGUGAGACAGUAGUGACCCCAGGAGCGAGUGAAGAUUCGUCUGGGCUAGAGAAAAAACCAGUGGAACCCACAGCUUCUACCGGUCGAAAAACACCAAAGCCACUAUUCUCGGAUGAUGUAUCCGAUGCGUCUGAGAUAGACAGCAAAAUAGAAACCGGGGUAAAAUCGUCUGGGUGGCGUAGAAAGCAAGCGAGGCGGCAGAUAUUAGAAAACUUACUAGACUGCGAGGAACCUCUCAUUGGCAGCAGCGAUGACGCCUCCCCACGCUCAGAGAACGUUCACCGGCAUCUAAGCGGCUAUAGGCUCGAUGAGGCGCCAAAAGACAUAAGUCUCCACCUCGACGAAAGACGCCUACGAUGCAUGUCUGGGUUCUCGUUUGUGCCUGGAGACGACGUAUCUCCUGUUCUCACGAGCGGCGGCUCUGCCAAUGAACUUCCAGCAGGCGCUUCUCCUAGGAGAAAUGAGGAUAGAGAUGUUGAGCUAUGGAAACCCAGACUUAAAGACACGAAAGAAAACUCAACCGAGGAGAUAAGCGAAGGACCGACGGGUGACUUGUCUAGCUCCCCGUCCCCGGAGUCUUGGGAAGACCGGUGGCCAUCAGCUGCGGAAAAGAUCUGCUCACAAAAUUCGUGUACGAGCAGUCUAGACACAGUAAUUCAAGCAGGUACAGGGAGCCCGUCGGUGGCUGCUUAUUUCAACUCUCCAAGAGUACCAAUGCCAGAAUAAUAUAUGAGGCGUUGGGUAGUGUAUCACCAAUACAUGUAGAAUGGAUGGAGUAGGUAACGUUUAUGCAGUGGUUCUUGGACGGUGGGUUUAAUCUUUGAGGGAUCCAUCUGUUUGCGAUACCUAUUGAGCUCGUGCUCACAAGGUCCUAGGUUAGGCUAACCCUAUGCAAGUAAAGAAAAAGUUUGACCUAUAAGUAGGUAGUCCGGGUAUUUUACACAUGUAAUUUCAUAAAAGACUUCCCGUAAUUCUACGGCGUCUAGAUUGAAUAUAUUUUAUGACUAAUCACUGGCAUAAACCGCAUGGGCUUCUGCGUGU
Molecule: messenger RNA, 1803 nt
Organism: Daldinia decipiens
Lineage: Eukaryota; Fungi; Ascomycota; Sordariomycetes; Xylariales; Hypoxylaceae
Exons: 2
Coding region: 1-1488 (495 amino acids)
Source: RefSeq, a predicted model, not a curated record